Molecule: messenger RNA, 753 nt
Organism: Cydia amplana
Lineage: Eukaryota; Metazoa; Arthropoda; Insecta; Lepidoptera; Tortricidae
Product: NADH-ubiquinone oxidoreductase subunit 8-like
Exons: 2
Coding region: 26-751 (241 amino acids)
Biological process (GO): mitochondrial respiratory chain complex I assembly; mitochondrial electron transport, NADH to ubiquinone
Cellular component (GO): membrane
Molecular function (GO): NADH dehydrogenase activity; 4 iron, 4 sulfur cluster binding
Source: RefSeq, a predicted model, not a curated record
AUUCCAAAAAUCUUUCGAACUAACAAUGUUGACAAGAAGGAGUUUAUAUCGUAAAUUAGGAAGUGGUAUAGUGACACAGUUACGAAGAAGCAGUGAUGCUGAUGGUUGCGACCCAUGCCAAUCUAUUCCGCCUCCCCCGUGCCCUCCGUGUGCGCCAUGCCCACCGUGCCCGCCGCCGCUUCCUCCCUUCCAUCAUUACCCCAGAACCGCUUACAAUGUCAAAUUUAUAUACGUAAACGAUCAAAUACCCACAACCACCCUGAGGGAUUUCGUGGACCGAGCAUCUCAGAUAUGCUUUUUUACGGAACUGUUCAGAGGUUUUGCUGUCACCUUGGGGCACGUAUUUAAAGAGCCAGCCACGAUAAAUUACCCUUUCGAGAAGGGUCCGCUCUCCCCCCGGUUCAGAGGUGAGCAUGUUUUACGUAGAUAUCCAAGUGGGGAAGAGCGAUGCAUAGCGUGUAAGCUAUGUGAAGCCGUUUGUCCGGCGCUGGCCAUCACAAUAGACGCGGAAGAGCGCGCCGAUGGCUCACGGCGCGCUACUCGCUACGACAUCGACUUGACAAAGUGCAUCUUCUGUGGAUAUUGCCAGGAGGCCUGUCCGGUGGACGCAAUCGUAGAAGGGCCCAACUUUGAAUAUAGCAAAGAAACUCAUGAAGAAUUAUUAUAUAAUAAAGAGAUAUUGCUGACCAAUGGCGACCGAUGGGAGUCAGAAAUUGCUAGCAAUAUCAGAGAUAAUCAUUUAUACCGCUAAUA